AAGCCCAGUCUCAAUUAGCUCUUGCCGCAAGCUUUCUUUUAUUAUUCUCCUUCGUCUUGUGUUGAAAUAAUAAUUUAUUCUCAACUGUGGUUUGAUUCGACCCGAUGAGGCGAAAUAGCCUACCAGAGUUUAUUGGCUAUUUUCGUCUGGUUUUAUUGAAAUCGCUAACUAAACCGUUUUUUCUCCAUCUACAGGUUAUACCAAACAUACAGAGAGAAGAGAAUAGGUUUUGCGAUCUGUGAUUUUCGGAGAAAGAAACGAAAAUGGCGUUUAGAGGGAAGGAGAUGAUGAAGAAGCUGGUGAAGAAAAUGGGACCGGAGAAUCUUACGCCGGAGCUGAAAGAGAAGCUCAAGGCUUGUGUUCCCGAUUCCAAAGUCGUGAUGGGCAGAGCCAAACGCGGCCUCUAUGCCGGCCGCCAUAUCCAGUACGGAAACCGAGUCAGCGAAGACGGUGGAAACAAGUCAAGAAGAUGCUGGAAACCGAACGUACAGGAGAAGCGAUUGUUCAGCUACAUAUUCGACCGUCACAUCAAAGUCAAAGUCACGACACAUGCUCUGCGCUGCAUCGACAAAGCUGGAGGAAUAGACGAGUACCUGCUCAAAACACCAUACCAGAAGAUGGACACUGAGAUGGGUCUUUUCUGGAAAACCAAAGUGGAGCAAAGAUACGCAGAGCUAGGUCAGAUGGAAGUAGCCUUUUUCACUCCAGAGGAUGAAGCCAAGUUCGAACAAGGAUUCAAAGACUUGAAUAUAGCUAAGAAAGAUGCUCGUAGGGAAGCUCGAAAGGAAGCUAGAAGGAAGAUGUAUGGAGGUGGAGAAGGGAAAGGUGAGGAAGAAGCUUCUAUUGAAGCUGGAGGGUCAGAGUCACACCAAGAUGAUCAUGGUUGGUUAGAAGCUAAUGCUUAAGAAAGAUGCUCUCUUUUCCUUUUUUGCUGAGUUUUUUCAACGUUUUGGAUUUUGAAAGAUGAGAAAGAAGUAAGAAGUGAGGUUAUAGGUUCGAUUCCUCCCUACGAAUCCCCAUAACUCAUGUUUUGACUUUGAUGAUCAAUAUUGAAAAGUCUUGUAAUAAACAGUUUACACCUCUUUGGAAAUUAAUGAUAUUAUUGCUCUU
This is a messenger RNA of Eutrema salsugineum, 1110 nucleotides long. RefSeq lists its product as uncharacterized. Bases 264 to 905 code for a protein of 213 amino acids. Gene Ontology annotation, cellular component: mitochondrial large ribosomal subunit. The record is from RefSeq and is a predicted model, not a curated record. The transcript has 2 exons. Lineage: Eukaryota; Viridiplantae; Streptophyta; Magnoliopsida; Brassicales; Brassicaceae. Gene Ontology annotation, molecular function: structural constituent of ribosome.